AUGGCUGCUGGGGAAGAAGCCGCUCAGAAACGAUCUGCAGAUGCGGGCGAAACCCCAGAUGCAAAGAAGGCGAAGACUGCCAACGAAACAAAGAUAAACCCUUUGACAGAGAGGGAGUACUCGGACAGAUAUUAUGAGAUCUUGGAGAAGCGUCAGAAACUCCCUGCUUGGGAAGCCAGGAAAGAGUUCCUGAAGCUUAUCAAGCGCAACCAGACAGUCGUGCUUGUGGGGGAGACUGGUUCUGGAAAGACCACCCAGCUGCCGCAGUUUCUCCUCGAGGCUGGCUACCACAUGGCUGGAGAAAAGGCCAAAGGCAUUGCCUGCACACAGCCUCGAAGGGUGGCAGCGAUGAGUGUAGCGCAGAGAGUGGCAGACGAGCUUGAUACCUUUCUCGGUGCGCACGUCGGCUACCUCAUCCGCUUCGAGGACAAAACUUCCCCGGAGACGAUCCUCAAGUUUCUGACGGAUGGCAUGCUCCUGAGAGAAGCAAUGACAGAUCCCUUGUUGACCAAGUACAGCGUGAUCAUUCUGGAUGAAGCUCACGAGCGAACUCUGGCAACAGACGUUCUGUUCGGGUUGAUCAAGGAGGUGAUGAGGCGAAGACCAGAUCUCAAGCUGGUCGUUAUGUCUGCAACCAUGGAUGCGCAGAAGAUGCAGGGAUAUUUCGACAACGCGCCCUUGCUCAACAUCCCUGGCCGCACGCAUCCUGUGGAAAUCUUCUACACCUCUGAGCCGGAGAGAGACUACCUGGAAGCGGCCAUGCGAACGGUGGUGCAGAUCCACAACUCGGAGCCUGAGGGAGAUAUCCUGCUCUUCCUUACAGGGGAAGAGGAGAUCGAGCAGGCUUGUCGUCAGCUGCGCAAGGAGAGCUCCCGGUUUCCCGAGAAUGGUGAGCUGGUGGCGGUGCCCCUCUACUCCUCCCUUCCACCGCUGCAGCAGCAGCGGAUCUUUGAGCCUCCCCCGGGGCCACGCUUCCCUGGAGGCCCUCCCGGCAGGAAAGUUGUCGUGGCGACUAACAUCGCCGAGACUUCCAUCACUAUCGACGGAAUCGUUUACGUCGUGGACCCCGGCUUCGCAAAGCAGAAGGUGUACAAUCCGCGAAUUCGCGUGGAGUCACUCCUGGUUUCUCCUGUGUCAAAGGCAUCUGCGGCGCAGCGGGCCGGACGAGCCGGGCGGACUCGCCCUGGCAAGUGCUUCCGUCUCUACACAGAGAAGGCUUUCACCACCGAGCUUGCCGAGCAAACCUACCCCGAGAUCCUGCGGUCCAAUCUGGGUGUGGUCGUGCUAACCCUCAAGAAACUGGGCAUCGAUGACUUGGUCCACUUUGACUUCCUCGAUCCCCCGGCGCCAGAAACCAUGAUGCGAGCGCUGGAGAUGCUGAACUUCCUGAAUCAUCUCAACGAUGAUGGGGAUCUGACCGAUGCUGGAGAUCAGGCUGCUGAAUUCCCGCUGGAUCCGCAGCUGGCAAAGAUGCUCAUCGACUCGCCCAAGUUUAAGUGCAGCAACGAGAUGCUCUCCAUCUCUGCGAUGCUUUCGGUGCCGAACGUCUUUGUCAGACCGAAGGAGUUCGGCAAAGAAGCCGACGAUGCGAAGGGCCGCUUCACACACCUGGAUGGGGACCACCUCACCCUCCUCAACGUGUUCCAUGCGUACAAGCAGUAUAUCACGGAGGGGGCGGACCCUGCACAGUUCUGCUACGACAACUUCAUCAACGCCAGGUCGAUGAAGUCUGCAGAGAACGUGCGCGAGCAGCUCAAGCGAACCAUGGAGCGCUUGAAUCUGCCGAUGCUUAGCACGGACUUUAGGGACAAGGAAUACUAUCCCAACAUCAGACGCUGCUUGGUGGCCGGCUACUUCAUGCAGGUUGCCCACCUUGAGAAGAGCGGCCACUACCUGACUGUCAGAGACAACCAAGUGGUGGCUCUGCAUCCUUCCACGGGCAUUACACACAAGCCAGAAUGGGUCUUGUAUCACGAGUUCGUGCUGACAUCCAAGAAUUUCAUCCGGACCGUGACGCAGGUGAGAGGCGAGUGGCUGCUGGAGAUCGCACCGAGCUACUACGAUGUCAGGAACUUCCCAAAGUCCGAGGCACGAAGCCAGCUGGAGCGGCUGCAGGCAGCGCGGGGAAGAGCAGACCCCAGCAGCCCCAGCACCAGUGAACGCCACGCUCGCUGGAAAAAGAACCGGCUGCCACCACAAGACCCAUGCCAAGGCAAUGAGACAGCAAAAGGCAGUGGGUGCAGAGACGUUGCCAAAGCUGAUCUUAUGUGCAUGGCGGUGACCUGUGUCUUGGCCAGGUCCAGCCGCUUGCCAAGCCGUGCUGCCGCAGUGCAGGCACGGGCAGCACUGGUGGCUGCAGCCGAGCGUGCGGCCACUGCAGGAGACGACCCCGAAGCCGUCUUGCGGGCAGUGGAUGCCGCAGGCUUGUCCAACCAGGCCUCCGAUGGCGGCCUCGGCCUCUCCUACCAGGCUGUCCUUGAUGCGCGCUGCUGCACUGGGGGCCACCGCCUCCACAGCAAGACGGUGGAGUCAGUGGAGGAGGCCAUCUUGCUUCGGCGGGAGGUGGUCGAUGUACGAGAAGCCGGACCCCAGCAUGUCAGCCAGUUCUGGCUCGACUGGUCGCAGGAGGCCAGGCACCAAAAAGGCCGCAUCUGGCGCCUCUCCAAGGAGAAGGCGGAGGCGGAGCUUGCAGCCAAGAGGAGCUACUGGGAGGCCAGACAAGUUUCUCGCGUAGAUGAGCGACCGGAGCGCCUUGCGCGCCUGGCCACUCGGGCCGAGACGGCGCUGCGGAGUGUGGCGGCUGCUGCGGCGGCUAUGAGUGCUGCCUGCAGAGGCAGAGGCCGGGCUUCUCUUCCAAGACCCCGGAUGCAGCCGAUGCAGGUCGCCGUGGCAACCGCAAAGAAAGUCCGGCUCGGUCUCACUCAACGCGCGCCCGUCCACGGAUUGACGCAAGGUUCCAGUCCUUUCUAA
Messenger RNA from Symbiodinium natans, 2970 nucleotides. The record is from the annotation of a GenBank genome assembly. NCBI's taxonomy places the organism in Eukaryota, Dinophyceae, Suessiales, Symbiodiniaceae.